Canariomyces notabilis is the source of this 1328-nucleotide messenger RNA. RefSeq lists its product as uncharacterized. The coding region runs from base 283 to 1137 and encodes 284 amino acids. NCBI's taxonomy places the organism in Eukaryota, Fungi, Ascomycota, Sordariomycetes, Sordariales, Chaetomiaceae. The record is from RefSeq and is a predicted model, not a curated record. The transcript has 3 exons.
CACCAGACGAUAUCGCACACAUGCGAGUCCUCUUCUCCCAUGCACGUAAGAUAUAUCGUCAGAAUUCGGAACAUCUGCCGACAGGACGGGAUAAUGCGUCUUCCAACGUAUUGGGGAAAUUUAGCGAAGGGCUGAUCUUUGGUUGAGUAUAUCAUUGGGAUAUAGUAUCCCCUCUUCCCCGCGAUGUCCUAGGAACCCGACUUGCUUCUCUAGUCAACACAUCCCCUUACUACCUCUAUCGACAGUUGAUCGUUCAGAAGUGGCUUGCAUUGACACCCCAAGAUGGAACAAGAACUUGCUGACCUCAAGAAGCAAGUGCAGGCGCUGCAAAAGGAGGUAUCUCGUGUGUCAGACGAAGCAGAAGUUCGCAAGACGCACUUCAAGUACGGCUACUACCUUGACAAGUGCUUGUACAAUGAGGUCGUCGACAUGUUCGCCGACCACCCCGACGCCUACGUCGAGUUCCUCGGCUCACGCUACCGCGGCAAGGCGGGCAUCAAGCGCCUAUACCAAGGCCGCUUCCAGCAGAGCUUCGUCAAGGGCCGCAACGGGCCCGUGUACGGCUGGCUGCUGGACCACCUGAUGGCGCAGGACAUCAUCGACGUCGACGCGACGGGGACGCACGCGUGGUGCCGGAUGCGCGCGCUCAUGUCGGCGGGCACGCACCAGAGCAUCGAGGAGUACUACCCGCGCGGCCACCGGCAGUGGUGGGAGGGCGGCCUGUACGAGAACGAGUACAUCAAGGAGAACGGCGUGUGGAAGCUGUUUCGGUAUCGCUACUUCCCCUUUUGGCAUGCCGAGCAUGAAAAAGGAUGGAGUCACACCAAGAAGAAUUAUAUCCCCUGGCCGACGGUGACGUACCCGGAGGAUCCCCUGGGUCCGGACGAGAUCUUUGAGCAGAAGAUGCUCUGGCCUGAUACCCGCGUUGUGCCGUUCCAUUACCCGCAUCCCGUUACGGGCAAGCAGAUAGCCCCGGAUGACUUGCGCGCGCCGGAGUAUGGCGCUGCUGUUAGCACGAGUGACCCGCCGCUUACGCUGGCCUUGCCCGAGGGCCAGAGCAGGCCUGGGGCGACUGAUCGUGAGCCGAAGCCCGGGGACAAGGUGCUCCCUGAGCUGGUGCAGAACAAGGUGGAAUAGGAGGCUUUUUCUGGCGGGUGGGGAUGGCCGAGGUGAAGUAGGAGCAGCGUUGCGCGCGGUGCACAAGCGAUGUAUCUUACCACACAGUACCUCAGUGAUAGUUGAAGUCAGGGACAGGUGUUAUCUUGCACACAAAUGAUCCUAUGUAGUAGUCUCGCAGUCAGGGGUCCUCAUGGCAUGUUAAGCAUCCA